AAAACGUUAACCCUGUCCGCCAACUACCUCUAAUAAAAGAUCUGCUUUGCGGCCAUAUCGAACGGACAAGAACCAGGGAGAGUGAGUCCGUCUUAUAUCUGGCGGCGGUGAUUUAAACGCAGAGCCACAACCUACAGUAGUAGCGUACUAACAGCGUUUUAUUCUGUGAGAAGCCUAACUAUAUCUCUGCAGUGACUAUGAUGACAAUUUCUUGGGUCUCAAUUCUUUGUCUUGGGCUGCUAUUUAUCAGGACCUGUGAUGCUACAAUACUAGAAGAAAGAGAUAAGACUCGAAGUUACGAUCCUUCAGAAGACAGUCAACUACUAGAAUUACUUUUGGGAUGGACUCUCACCACGCCAGCACCACUCUCCAUGACUACAUUGCCUCCCCUUGACAAUCUAGGCGGCACCAUCGUACAUAAAGGUUACAGGGAAGCAGGAGACAAUCUAGAAGACAUCUUUCAACAGGAACCAGAACCCAUCGACAGUGAAAUUGACAACAAUACCCCAUCAGAGAGUCAAAAUAGUGAUGUCCUAGAUCUUUUUCAUCAAACGUCCCCAUCAGAGAGUAGAAUUGAUGAAAUCAUUCGUGGCAAGGAUUUCUCUAGUGACAAUGAGAAAAGAGCACUUAGCAGUUUAGGUGGAUUUUCCCUUCAUGGAUAUAAAAGAGGACUUAAUUCUCUCGGAGGCUUAAAUCUUCACAACUUUGCAAAGCGGGGACUUAGCUCAUUAGGCGGAAUGUCUCUCCACAAUUUAAAACGUGGGCUAAGUAACCUAGGAGGAAUGUCUCUGCACAGCUAUUAUAAAAGAGGGUUAGAUUCCUUGGGUGGAUUCGGACUGCAUAAUUAUAAAAGAGCUCUUAGUUCUCUUGGUGGUUUUUCCCUCCAUGGUUACAAGCGAGGGUUAAGUUCUCUUGGAGGAAUGCCAUUACACGGAGGUUUUAAUAAGCAAGCUCUCAGCAAUUUGGGUGGAAUGUCUCUUCAUGGUGAAUUCAAGAAACGAGGUCUAAGUUCUCUGGGUGGCAUGUCUCUACAUGGUGGAUUUUCAAAACGAGGUCUAAGUUCCCUCGGUGGUAUGUCACUACAUGGAGGGUUUUCAAAACGAGGACUGAGUUCUCUUGGUGGUAUGUCACUUCAUGGAGGAUUUUCCAAAAGAGGUUUAAGUUCUCUUGGUGGUAUGUCACUCCACGGUGGAUUUUCAAAGCGAGGCUUAAAUUCUUUGGGUGGGUUUAGUUUACAUGGGUACAAGAGAGGUCUUAGUAGCCUAGGUGGAAUGAAUCUUUACAAUUAUAAAAGAGAUAUGAGUGAUUUAGAUGGUAACACUCUUCCAGGACUUUCUAAUACGAAACGAGACUCGAUGGAGACGAUGCCAGAAAAUGUUGAAUCUAAACACAAACGAUCAGUUGACAAUGAAUCAAAUACCGGACAUAAAAAUGUAUAAAAUUUUGCAAAUUUUUGUUAUAUAGAUUGGUUUUUAUACAUAUCAAGUGAUGAAACGGCGCAUAUGUGGGAUAAAUGCUAUCACCAAUAUAAUACAAAGUUUGUUCUCUUUUUCCAAGGAAUAGAGAUACUUCGUUUUUCCGUCCUGGUUUGGUUUUAGAAAUCACAGAAAGACUGUAUACCCUUCGGACAAGCAGUGUAUGAAUCCAUUUCCGUAAAAGUGGCAUAUCACUGGUAUAUACAUGUAAUAUAUAUUUGAAAUAGUAAGUUCAUCUCUUUUGAAAUUAUCGCAUGAUCAGAGAUAUA
Messenger RNA from Saccostrea echinata, 1744 nucleotides. Its product is annotated as feeding circuit activating peptides-like. The coding region runs from base 198 to 1439 and encodes 413 amino acids. Lineage: Eukaryota; Metazoa; Mollusca; Bivalvia; Ostreida; Ostreidae. The record is from RefSeq and is a predicted model, not a curated record. The transcript has 2 exons.